Molecule: messenger RNA, 1107 nt
Organism: Carica papaya (papaya)
Lineage: Eukaryota; Viridiplantae; Streptophyta; Magnoliopsida; Brassicales; Caricaceae
Source: RefSeq, a predicted model, not a curated record
UUCAUCAUUCCAUAAUUCGGGUAACCCGUAAGGCGGCACCACAGUUUCAACUCGGAUUCGUCACUCGUUACUGAGUUCCAAAUUCUGAUUCUCAGAAUCAUGGUUCAAUACAGACUUCCUCAAAAAUUUUCCUUCGUUAUUGGUCUCGUGUUUUUAUCUUCCUUACUAUUUGCCCCCGCCGUACUUGCCAAAUCUCGUCGGCCCAUCUCCGACAUAGAGAUCAGGGAGAAGAAGGGCGAGUGUUAUGCUGAUAUCGAGAAUGGACUGUGGGGUCGGCAAUGCAAGGAAUCAACAAUAGCAAAAGAGAAUUGUGCCCUGCGAUGUCUUUCUCCAGCUUGCUAUGAACUCAUUUAUGGGGGUGAUCCGCUUGAAGAAGGAGAAAAAGAUUUUGUGAGGGGCCAAGAAUUCAAAUAUUGCAUGUACAACCAUAGGAAAAAAAUUGUGAAGCUACAGUCCUAGUUAACAACGACAAGGAUCGGAUUGUAUGGAAAUUGAAUAAGAAGGGAAGUUUCACUGUUUGGUCCUACUACAAGCAUUUGGUGAGAAGAGAGCGGGAAGAGGUCUCAAAUUUUCCAGCUGGUCAGAUUUGGAGGAUUAAUGCACCUCCUAGGGUUCCGUUUUUUGCUUCGGAGGCUUGCCGUGAAUGCAUUCUUACUAUUAAUUAGUGAAUGGUUAGAGGAAAGAUUGUGGUUAAUGGUUGUUAUUUAUGCAAGAAAGCUGCGAAAUCUUGUUAUCAUAUUUUCUUUUGAUGUCCAACGGCUUAUGAAUUGUGGAAGAUGAUCUACGGGCUGUUAGGCAUUGAGUGGGUGAUUGCGGGAUCAGUGAAGGAGGAGAUUUGGGCGUGGGAAGGUUUAUGUAAAGAAAGAAAAUUUGUAAAACGAAUACCUCUUACUAUUAUGUGGGUGAUUUGGAAAGAGAGGAACAAUAGGGUUUAAAGGGUGUUUGGGAUUAAGAUGUACAAGAUCAAGGAUAGGUGGUUUCAUUUUUUUGGAUCCUUGAUGUUGGGGCAUGAUAUAUAUAGGGUGGAAGAUUUUGGAAAUAUUAUAGAUAUAUUAACUAAUCUGUAAAUUUUAUAUAUGGUUGGUACCCCCUUGGUAUCGUUGUGAA